This is a messenger RNA of Babesia microti strain RI, 1749 nucleotides long. RefSeq lists its product as hypothetical. The record is from RefSeq and is a predicted model, not a curated record. Bases 1 to 1749 code for a protein of 582 amino acids. The transcript has a single exon. Lineage: Eukaryota; Apicomplexa; Aconoidasida; Piroplasmida; Babesiidae. Gene Ontology annotation, biological process: DNA damage checkpoint signaling; DNA repair; mitotic DNA replication checkpoint signaling. Gene Ontology annotation, molecular function: chromatin binding.
AUGAAUCAAAAUGUUAUCCUAUGGAAACCUAGUGAAAGGGAACAUUUGGAAAGGUUUUUCAGGGAAAUAAAAUCACACAAUCACCACAUAGCAGCAGAAGGUCAUUGUUUCAAGUGUAAAAAAUUACAAAAGUUGUGUUGCAAGCAAUUGUGCGUGAUACAGGGGCAUUCAGGUUCUGGGAAAAAAACCACGCUCCAACUCAUAGCUAAUCAAUUGGCAAUUGAAUUGCUCGAGUACAAUUCAAUUGGGAAUUACAAUGAAAACGUGGCGAAUAAGACACAAGUAUUCCUAAACUUUUUGAGUGAAGUUAGAAAGAAGAGAAGAUUGACAAUUAGUAAAAAUACUUCGACUAAAGCGACUGUUAUUUACGAUAUACCAUCAACUAUUGAAUUGAAAUUCGUUGAAUCACUAAAGGAAGAGUUGCAUUAUUUAACAACAUCACUAAAUGGAUUAGUUAGCCCGUUUAUUAUAUUGGUAAAUGACUCUAGCAGGGAUACCAUUUUUCUGAACAAGAUCUUCGAGGAUUUUACUAGUAGCCCAUCCAUUGCAUAUAUAAAAAUCACAAACAUUAACAAAUCAAAAAUUAAAAAAUUGUUAACGGAUUGGCUUGACACUAGAUACGGAUCUACCAAGAUUGUUAGAAAUUUAACACAGCUAACAAACUAUCUGAGUGACAUAGCAAAGGGAGACAUAAGAUUUGCAAUAUCAAUGUUGCAAUUCUACAGUAUCUCAAAUUUCAAUAACUACCUACCGCUUGGUAAGGAUGUAUUGCUUACUCCUUUUCACACGUUAGGAAAAAUUCUGUACAACAAGAGAUACCCUUUGGUCAAAUGGUCAACCGUUCAAUGUAACCAUCAAACGGGUAGAUACAUAAAUUUUUUAACAAAAAACACAAUUAAACCUCCAUUCGCACCAAAUAGAUCUAUUAGACCUAAUAAAAUGGACAUUGACCAGUACUGGGAUAUUUUGGAACUAGAUAUAUCAUCAAACACUGUUACGCCCAUCGAUAUAAAUGCUAGUGAUAUUGAUGCUGAUAAUAAUAUAAAUAUAAAUAUAAAUGAGGCGUAUUCAAAAUUUGAAUAUAACCAAAGAGCUACAACACUAGACAAUAUAAACACUGGCUUGUGUAAAUUGGACUGGUGCAAGUUACCAUUGGGCGUCAAAUUGGAUGGCUUAGGGAAGUCUGAUGAAUUUCAACACAUUGGACCAUACUCUAUACCAGAAGGCGUAGGUGAACCUAAACAAUUAAACCCUAAUUACUUGACCCCCAAAUGUAAUAGGCCCUGCUCAUACUUCGUGCCGGAGGAAGUUAUUGCCAUGUCUGGUUGUGACGAUGAUUAUUUUACCGAAUCUCUCCGUCAGGAAUUCAUCAAUUUUUACUGCGAAAUCUAUGAUAUAGCCAGAGCAGAGUCUCAUUUUGCGUUUGUCGAUACCAUAAGGGAGGCGGGCAGUAGAUUAAAUUAUUCAUUACUGGCCAAUAUAAAUCUUCCAGCUGUAGCAGCUAGGGGGGUGUUGGAUUAUAAUUUGAAACCAACAGAUCCCAAAUCUAAUAAUGGCUCGUUAUACCAAUUUAAAUCUUUGGAAUGUGUCACUAAUGAAAGAAAGUAUAGAAAGAUUAUAGAAAUUGCGCAAAGUAAAGGUAUGAAUGUAUCACAAUCAACGUUCAAACACUUGUUACCCUUUAAGUAUAUGAUGAAACAUAAUAUAAUUAGGCAGCUUAGCAGCAUGUAUGAUGGUUGGUGCAAAUAA